Molecule: messenger RNA, 1074 nt
Organism: Lodderomyces elongisporus
Lineage: Eukaryota; Fungi; Ascomycota; Pichiomycetes; Serinales; Debaryomycetaceae
Gene: GET2
Product: GET complex subunit
Exons: 1
Coding region: 1-1074 (357 amino acids)
Biological process (GO): retrograde vesicle-mediated transport, Golgi to endoplasmic reticulum; protein insertion into ER membrane
Cellular component (GO): GET complex
Source: RefSeq, a predicted model, not a curated record
AUGUCCGAGACAACAGAUAAGCAAUUGACGGAGGCUGAAAAGAGGAAAUUACUCAGAGAAAGAAGAUUGGCCAAGAUGGCACAGGGCAAAGCCAGUGAUCGAUUAAACACCAUUUUGAGCCAAGGCUCAUCUGUCAAAAGCGUCUCUCCUCCUGCUGUCACGUCCGCUCUUGAAAACAAAGCUACAAAGUCUACUGAUACUGCCACUGUUACAGAUUCAAGCACAAAUGCUACAUCUGUAUCUCCUUCUGCAGCAAAAGCGACACCAACUAGUACUGGUGUCUCAUCUGCUAUAUCAGACUUUGAUGAUCCAGAAAUUCAAGAUAUUUCUGAUGUUGCCGUGAAUAAUAGUGGUGUUCUGGCACUUGGUAACUUGAGCGGUCUUGACAGUAAUAAUCCUUCGCAGCCCAAUCUCGAUGAGAUGUUCCAAAAGAUUAUGCAACAACAAAGUCAACACAAUUGCGACAAUGAUAACAAUGGUGAAAACAAUCCUAUGGCCGAGAUGUUAAAAAUGUUCAAUUCAAUGGGUGGCGGAGAUAACAACGGUGGCCUUGGUGGUUUCGACAGCAUGUUUUCCGGCUCCCCAAACUCACCACCUCCAGAAUCCAUCAGUCCCGAGAUGAUGAAAUACCAAGCAGAUUUGGCCAAAUACCACACAUAUCAAGAGCAAUUAUGGCAAUUCAGAUUCCUUGUGGUGAGAAUUUUAGCCACGAUUUUCAAUUUUGCCUACCAUUUUAUCACCAUACCAUCAUUCACGGCAUCAAACCAUGCAUAUGUACGUGACUUGAGUGAAGUAUAUCCAUUGCUGGGAUUUAUGACUAUUUUCACUUCAAUUGAAGUCGUGAUCAUUGCAACUUAUUACUUGUUGUUUACAAAAUUGGGAUUAUUCCAUGCAUCUAACCAAAAGAGUUUUAUCUUGAAAGGAAUCAGCACCUUAUCGAUGUUUGUACCACAAUUACUGAGAUACGAACCCUUGGUGGCUACAUUAUUAGGAUACAAGGAACUAUUGGGCAUUUUCGUGGGAGAUUUGUCACUUGUCGUUGUGAUGUUUGGAUUACUCAGUUUUUCAAAUUGA